AUGAAGGCUUUUCUGGUGGCCCUGCUGGCUGCAGUCCUGUGUGCCCAGCAAGCUUCCUCCCUGUUCUGCUACACCUGUGACAAUGAACAUUCCAACUGGAACUGCCUGAAAACCUACAAGUGUGAGGACCAUGAGAAAUUCUGCACGACCACAUACAGCACUGCUGGAAUUGGCAAGGACAUAGGAUACCGCAUCACCAAGAAAUGUUCCGUGGACUGUCCCGAGACCAACGUGAACUUUGGGGUGGCCGCUUACUCCACCAAGUGCUGCAGCACCUCCCUGUGCAACUUCAGCGGGGCCAACAGCAUCCGGAUCAACUACGCCAUGAUCCUGCUGGGAAUCGUGGGAAGCCUGAUCUGUGUGCUCAGGGUGGGACUGUGA
Cinclus cinclus is the source of this 381-nucleotide messenger RNA. RefSeq names its product lymphocyte antigen 6E-like. Bases 1 to 381 code for a protein of 126 amino acids. The transcript has 3 exons. The record is from RefSeq and is a predicted model, not a curated record. NCBI's taxonomy places the organism in Eukaryota, Metazoa, Chordata, Aves, Passeriformes, Cinclidae. Gene Ontology annotation, molecular function: acetylcholine receptor inhibitor activity.